AUGUCGCUGUUUCUUGGUUUCGAUUUGUCAACUCAACAGUUGAAAGUGAUUUCAAUCUACUCGGACUUAAAACAUCACCAAACAUACAGGGUGGACUUUGACGAGGAGCUCCCAAAGUACGGCAUCCGGAAAGGUGUUCUCACGAAUGAGAGCGCGGGUGAGAUAUAUGCCCCAGUUGAGAUGUGGGUCGAGGCUUUGGAGCUGUGCUUCGACAAGAUGAAAAAAGACAACUUCCCGUUCGAGGAUGUGCGAGCUAUGAGCGGCUCGUGUCAGCAGCACGGUUCUGUUUACUGGUCGAAACGUGCACCAGAACUGCUUGAAUCUUUGUCGGCUGAAAAAACACUGAAAGACCAGCUCUGUCCUGAAGCGUUCACUUUUCAGACGUCUCCAAAUUGGCAGGAUCAUUCUACCGGUCCGGAACUCAAAAUUUUCGAAGAUGCAGCUGGAGGGUGUCACCAGCUGGCACAGAUCACAGGUUCCAGGGCUCACUACCGAUUCACGGGAACCCAAAUCAGAAAACUUGCAACAAGAGUCGACCCGCAAACCUACCAUGAGACGUACCGGAUUUCGCUCAUUUCAAGUUUCUUAAGUUCCUUGCUUUGCGGCAAACUGACCAACAUUGAAGAAAGCGAUGGAUGCGGCAUGAAUUUGUACGAUAUCGCAAAAGGAGAGUACGACGAAGGAUUGCUGGCUGUCGCGGCCGGAGUUCAUCCAAAGAUAGACAAAUGCUCUGAGUCGGAAACGAAGAAAGGCGUUGAGGAGCUGAGGCAGAAGCUAGGUCCUCUGGAACCUAUUGGCUACAAAAGCAUCGGCAGCAUUGGUUCCUACUUCGUAGACAAGUACGGCUUUUCAAGCUCUUGCAAAGUUUACUCCUUCACCGGAGAUAACCUAGCAACCAUCCUUGCUUUGCCUCUCGGACCAAACGACACUCUGAUCUCCAUGGGAACCUCCACCACAGCUCUUCUUGUCACCAAUGCUUACAAACCUUCUGAGAAUUACCACAUGUUCAAGCAUCCUACUCUUAAAGGCCACUACAUGGGUAUGCUUUGCUACUGUAACGGUGCGUUAGCCAGAGAGAACGUGAGAGACAAAAUUAACGAAAAAUAUCACCAGCCCGAAAACUCUUGGGACAAGUUCAACUCUCUCCUAGACAGAUCUGUUCCGUUGAACGGAAAGUAUGAGCUAGGAAUCUACUUUCCCUUAGGAGAGAUCAUUCCCAACGCCAAGCCGUGUGAACGCCGGUUCAGAUUUGAUCCAGCAAAGAAGGAGUUAUUGGAAGUGGAGUCCUGGUCUUUGGAAGAGGACGUGAACAGCAUCAUCGAGUCCCAGGCUUUGUCAUGCAGACUCAGAAUGGGACCGCUGCUUGCUUCAACGUCAUCUCACAAGUUAGAGGACAAACAUGGCGUUUUGCCAAAGCUAGAAAAGUACGGCCAGAUUCAGUCUGGUGGUACCAUACACUCGACCAACGCUCUGCUUUGUCGCCCUAGCAAGGUCUUUUAUGUUGGCGGUUCCUCAAAAAAUAGAUCAAUUGUUUCCAAGUAUUGCGACAUUCUAGGACCCGAAGAUGGAAACUAUAAGAUCGACCUGAGUGACGCAUGCGCUUUGGGCGGCUGUUUCAAAUCGCUUUGGUCGUUUGCCACAGAGUCCGGCUCCGUUAGGGAAGACUACAGUAAGUGGCUCUCCGAUAACUUCCACUGGGAUGAUGUUGAAAGGCUUGGAAACGCCACUCACUGGGACGACUACGUUGACGGGAUUGGUAUUUUGAGUUUGGCGGAGCAAAAAUUAGAAUCUUGA
Messenger RNA from Ogataea angusta, 1794 nucleotides. RefSeq lists its product as uncharacterized. The transcript has a single exon. Gene Ontology annotation, cellular component: cytosol. Gene Ontology annotation, biological process: xylulose metabolic process. Gene Ontology annotation, molecular function: D-xylulokinase activity. Bases 1 to 1794 code for a protein of 597 amino acids. Lineage: Eukaryota; Fungi; Ascomycota; Pichiomycetes; Pichiales; Pichiaceae. The record is from RefSeq and is a predicted model, not a curated record.